Molecule: messenger RNA, 1155 nt
Organism: Rotaria sordida
Lineage: Eukaryota; Metazoa; Rotifera; Eurotatoria; Philodinida; Philodinidae
Source: the annotation of a GenBank genome assembly
AUGAGUGGACCAGUUAAAGUAGUAAAAACAAAACUAUUUAUCGGAAAUCUUGAUCCAGCAACACAACCUUCCGAAUUAUCUGAGCUAUUUGCACCAUUUGGUACUGUACUUGAAGCAUCUGUGAUUAAAGAUUAUGGUUUUGUGCAUUUUGGUUCAAUUGAAGAAGCUGAAAAAGCAGCAGUUGCAUUAAAUAAUAAAGAAUUUCAUGGAAAAAGAUUACGUGUUGAACUUUCAACAAGUACAGUGCGACAUCGACCUGGUCAACCAGAACCAGCUAGUGCUUUACGAAAUUCUCGUGCUCGUGCUGCUGCAAUGGCUAGUGGAAAUGGUUUAUCUCGAUAUAGUCCAGCUGCACCUACAAGUGGUGUUGGUCCAAUGCGUCAUAGUGCAUCAGCAUGGGUUCGUAGUGAUGCUCGUCCAUAUGAUGGUAUUCAGAUGGAUCCGAAUGCUAUGGCUGCUGGUUAUGGUCCAGUAUCAGCUGUCUAUGAUCGCUCGCGUCCAUAUGAUGUUCGAACAGAUCCACGACAUUAUUAUGAAGAUAGACGUGAUAGUGGUUAUGGAUCAGGAUAUGAUGCAUCUCGUGAUAAUUUAUAUGCAGCACAAACAUAUGCUAGUAUGAGUGGAAGUAAUAGUGGACAAGCAGGCAUGUAUUCUAUGCGUGAUUAUCGUGAUUUACCACCACAGGCUCGAACAGAUAAUAUGGGUUAUAAUACAAGUCGAAUGUAUGAUCGUAAUCAGGGUACAUCACCUGUAGAUCCAUAUUAUGGCGGUGGAUUACCUCAAGGACCACCAGCAUCUGUUGAUCCUUAUCAUAUUUAUGAUCCUUAUCAAAAAUAUUAUACUAGUCGACCUCGUGAUCCAGAAUUUCCAGUUGCAACUGCUCAAAAUCCAACAGCACGUGAUUAUGAUGUUUAUACAACUUAUCGUAAUGAUCCAUAUGUAACAGCAAGUGGUCAACCACCACCACCACUUCGACAUGAUUUAGCCGUUGCUUUUCAACAACAACAAACAGGUUAUCCACCAACGAAUCAACAAAGACAACAACAACAACAACAACAACAACAACAACAAGCAUAUGGAACUGCAUCAGGUACACCGACAACUUCAUAUGCACCACCUAUCACUCAAUAUUAUGGUGCUCAACAACGAGCAUAA